Molecule: messenger RNA, 366 nt
Organism: Penicillium paradoxum
Lineage: Eukaryota; Fungi; Ascomycota; Eurotiomycetes; Eurotiales; Aspergillaceae
Product: rhodopsin family protein
Exons: 7
Coding region: 1-366 (121 amino acids)
Source: RefSeq, a predicted model, not a curated record
AUGGCGUUCUGUAUCACGUUCGGAACACAUGAGUUCUCUUCUCAGCUUGAGGGCUAUGAGCAGGUCCGCGCAUACUGUUACAACUGCCAACAUUGGAACGGUCACUGCAUUACUAGAUGGCCAUUCUUCACUGUCUGUUUCAUUCCUGUGAUCCCGCUUGCUAUGCACAAGUAUAAGGAAGUUCAAUGUGGCACAUGUCGAUACACCCAAGACCUACGUGAUCGACCUGAUAUUACGCCUGAGACAAGACCUCCAGCAGGUAUGCAAUAUGGCAUCCAGCCGCCUCCUCAGGCCCAUGGAGGCUGGCAGCAACAGCCUGGUCAGCAACCUCCCCCUCAAGCACAGGGUGGUCUUGGAUACAAAUGA